Messenger RNA from Cladocopium goreaui, 249 nucleotides. NCBI's taxonomy places the organism in Eukaryota, Dinophyceae, Suessiales, Symbiodiniaceae. The record is from the annotation of a GenBank genome assembly.
AUGGCAGACAAGAAGGCUGGAAGCGACAACAGUGUGGUGAUCCUACCAUCCUGCCUCUUUCAUAUUGGCAACACCCAGCGUGAGCAAGAUCUCCUGAAUUUGCCCCCACCGUCCUGCUCUUCCAAUCCGGGUUCAGUCAACCUCUUCCAGCUGAGAACGAAAGGCUCCAUCAGUGGCAUGUUGGCGCGCUCCGCCGCCCAGCCAGUGCCACGCGACAACAAGGCCGUGACAGCGGAAGCUGCACCAUGA